AUGCCAGAUGAGCCAGUUGUUCCUGCACCUGAUCAUAUUCCUACUCCACCACAUUCUCCAGUUCACUUACCUGCUGAGGAGCCUAUUCUGGCCCCUGUUUCAGAGGGAUCUACUGACCGUAUCCGACUCAUGCGCUUCGCACCUAUCAUACCACCCACAGAUCAUACCAACGAGGUAGGACCAUCCGGACAUGCCCACAUACCACCCAGUGAUAUGGACCCAUACUAUCAGCAGUUUCGCUCAGUCCCACAGGUCCCUGUUGAGCCUCUUAUUACACCAAAAUCUCCACCCCAUGUUAUGCCCAUGACAGAUCCAUACCAUCCAUCGCAUUUCCCAGCUGUUACUACCAACGAUCUUCUACUGUCUCUACAACUUCAGGUCGACAUACUUUUUCGCAGAGUUCAUGAGCUUCAGCAGCUUGCUGACGUCAGACCUCCACCACCAUCAGUUCAUUCACCACCACAUGCUCCACCACCAUCACCUGGUUUACCCACCAUUGUCUUACGUGCUCGUGUACUGACGCUCGAGCAGCAGAUAGACUUCCUUAUCCGUCGAGUACAGGAACUCAAGGAGGAGGUUGCACACCUUCACAGUUUGGUACUUCUGACUCCACCACUUAUCCCCCCUCCACCAUAG
Helianthus annuus (common sunflower) is the source of this 636-nucleotide messenger RNA. Its product is annotated as 36.4 kDa proline-rich protein-like. Bases 1 to 636 code for a protein of 211 amino acids. NCBI's taxonomy places the organism in Eukaryota, Viridiplantae, Streptophyta, Magnoliopsida, Asterales, Asteraceae. The record is from RefSeq and is a predicted model, not a curated record. The transcript has a single exon.